GUACUUGAGUUAAAGGAGGAUGGAUUCCUUAGUUUUUACUACGUAUACUUGUGUGUAUCCUGGUUGAUGAGUAAUUGUUGUAUCUAGGUUAAUUCAUUCAUAGGGUUAUCGAAGGCGGCAAUAGCUUGUGGCUAUAAGGCCCGAUUCGGAAUCCUCCUGGAUAGAAAUCACCGAUCGUUUUCAAAAGCUUAGUACUGAAGAUGUCUUGGAUCCCGAUGACAAGGAUGACGGCUCGGAUGUCACAGUCGACAUGUCAACCACUUACGAACUGGAGGAUGAAUCUGUCGAGAUGAAAAUGAGCCUUAUGAUCUUUCAUUUCUUCGAGGAUCUCUAUCGUAUUCAAGGCUUCUUGCACGGUAUAUGGAAAAGCUAUAAGAAUGGGAAUUUGGACCUUGUUAGCGCUAGUCUCAUUAACAACUCGGCGUUUGAGGUUGUUCAUCGCGACGAUGAUGAAAUCCUGGCCACGGCACCAAAUCUUUUCUCAAAGAAGCAGUCUUAUGAUACGAUUACUAUCGUUAUAUUCUAUACCAAUGCUUUCAGUCAAGGUCAUGACCAGGAACAGACCAUGGCAACCAACAAAGUGCUGCGACCAACACCCUUUGCUGACUUCAUAUAUCUUUCUACUUCUCGCACUUUGAUGGAAUAUGACUUCUUGAGUAAGCAAGGAAACUUACGGGGUGUACAAUUCCCGGAGAACACAAUGUUGACGAAUAUUUCAAUGAGUACCAUGCAAGUUCCUGAGAGUGCCAUCCGUCCAGAUGGCACUACUGAACCUGUCUGGCUGGAAAAGCUGGUGGUGCAUGCUCGAGCCGAAUCGGCAAUUGAAGAUGAACAGUGCGAUCCACAACACUGACGAAGUGGUAGGAAGCUUGAUCUCCAAAUCAUCAGGCGUCACAAAGAUAUGGACUUUGUUUUCACACAUAAUUCUGUUUAAUGUGGAAUGGUGGCUCUUCGGUUAAUUACUGCCACUGAACAAGCUGGAUUUACCCAUUGCUGUUACCAUACAGUUACCACUUUAUUAGCAUACCUAUAUGCGGAAUGCAGAAGAACCAAGCUUCUUGACAUCAAAUGGCCUGCUAUGGAACAGAUGAUGGAAUUAUACAUGGAAGAUAUGUUUUCAGGCAGUCGCUAAAUUACAAUUCGAUUAUAUAUCAUUGACCCUGGCAUGUCACCAAUUGAUGAAGAAGUUCCGUGUUCAAAUCAAGCAGCGGUUAGGGAUAGAACAUUCUCUAUUUCCAAGCGAAGACAACAUUGAGCCAUCAUACCCAUUUACAGUAAUGGACAUCUUUCAUGAAGGAAAGAGUGGAGGAGAACGUCCUCAGCUGAAGAUUGUGGCGAGAGUU
Sclerotinia trifoliorum is the source of this 1343-nucleotide messenger RNA. Lineage: Eukaryota; Fungi; Ascomycota; Leotiomycetes; Helotiales; Sclerotiniaceae. The record is from the annotation of a GenBank genome assembly.